UGCCAGGAUAACGGCCAGACCCUGUUCUGCAGCAUGCCUUCCCACCAGGUUGCUGGCCCUUCCCCAGCCCAGGGUAGCCCAGCCUUGAGGGAGAUGGAGCCCAAGGACCAGCAGCUCAUGGUGGCGCUUCGAAUCCGUCCACUCAAUGCAGCAGAGUUGGAGGAAGGAGCCACCGUCAUUGCCCACAAAGUGGGGGACCAGGUGGUUGUGCUUAUGGACCCCAAUGAGGAUCCUGAGGACCCUCUGCGUGCACACCGGUCACGGGAGCGCACCUUCAUUUUCGACACUGUUUUCGACCAGCAAGCAUCACAGGAAGACGUGUACUGUGCCACCAUCCAGCAUUUAGUGGAAGGCGUCAUUUCUGGAUACAACGCAACAGUGUUUGCCUACGGCCCCUCAGGUGCAGGGAAGACCCAUACCAUGCUGGGCAUGGAUGCGGAGCCUGGCAUCUACCUGCAGACCCUCACUGACCUCUUCCAGGCCAUCGAGAAGACCCGGGACAACAUGGACUAUAGCGUGUCUAUAUCUUAUCUUGAGAUUUAUAAUGAAGUGAUCCGGGACCUUCUGAACCCAUCCUCAGGGUUUCUGGACUUGAGGGAAGAUUCUAAGGGCAGCAUCCAGAUUGCAGGCAUCACAGAGGUCUCCACCUCCAAUGCCCAAGAGAUCAUGCAGCUCCUCACCAGAGGAAAUCGGCAGCGCACGCAGGAACCCACAGCCACCAACAAGACGUCAUCCCGCUCCCACGCUGUGUUGCAGGUCACUGUGCACCAGCAGAGCCGCAGCACAGAUCUGGCAGAGGAAGCGCGCCUUGGGAGGCUCUUUAUGGUGGACCUGGCGGGCUCAGAAAGGGCAUGCCAGACCCAGAACCGGGGCAAGAGGAUGAAGGAGGGCGCACACAUCAACCGCUCGCUGCUAGCACUGGGUAACUGCAUUAACGCGCUCAGUGAGAAGGGUGGCAGCCGGGCGCAGUAUGUGAACUUCCGCGAUAGCAAACUCACGCGUCUGUUGAAGGAUGCCCUGGGAGGGAACAGCCGCACAGUAAUGAUUGCCCACAUCAGCCCAGCAAGUACCAGCUUCGAGGAGUCACGGACCACACUGCUUUAUGCCUACAGGGCAAAGAACAUCAAGACACGGGUCAAGCGCAACCUAUUGAAUGUCUCCUACCGCAUUGCACAGUACACGGAUGUCAUCUCUGACCUACGCAGGGAAAUCGAACACCUUAAAUCAAAAAUUGAGAAACAAGAGAAGAAGAAAAGCGAAUCUGGCGUCCCAGAUGUACAAGUCACAAUCACCCCCCAUGAUACAGAGGAGGACAGCCGCCUGCAGAUGAAUAAGAUCCGGGCACAACUCAUCGGGGCCUUCAAGGAGCAGAUGGAGAUGCGGCACAGCCUGGUGGAGCUGGAGAACACCAACAUCGAGCUGCACAUGGACAUGUCUCGCCACCUGCUGACCAUCGCAGACUGGGAACGGGAGAAGACCCACCACCACGUGCCCAGGGACAAGGGUGACCCAGAGAAGGAUGAGGAGCCUGCAGAUGCUGAUGGGGCUGAGGGCGAGUCUGUGGAGCCGCACGAAGUGGUUCUGGCCAGAGAGGAAGUUGGCCUGCUUUUAGCUGAGCAGCGGAAAACUUCGGCCCUCAAGGCCGGGCUGGAGCAACGCCUGGCCCAUGCCAAGCAGAAAGCCUCACAGAUGGAGAAGCUGCUGCCUGAGCAAGUCACCAGUGAGGACCAGCGGGAGGUGCUGAGGCUGCUGUGCAGGGCCCAUGAGCUAGAGGUGGAGAACACAGAGCUGCAGGCCAACAGCCUGUACUGGAAGAACUUGCUGUGCCAGAAGGACUUUGUGAUCCAGCGCUACCACCAGCACCGGCUGCUCUGUGAGCAGGUCAUCCAGGAGCAGCGGCAGCUGAUGCAGGACAGUGGUAUCCAGGUUCCAGAGUCUCUGGAUAAGCAGUACCGGCUGUACUCCCAGGAGCAGAGCGAGGGCACACUGGACCGCCUGCUGCUGCUGCACUCAGUGAUGUCUGGGCCCCUCCGGGAUGGCUCCAUUCUGCAUAUCUCACCCAUGCCGGAGGAGCCCAGCCGAGACCAGCCUGAGGACAGGAAAGACUUCCUGCGGGGCCCCCAAGUUGAGCUGCCCUCAAUGCCACUGGAGAGAGACAGUGAUGGUAACAAGUCAUCAAAAGCCACACCAUUGAAAAAGCCAGGAAAGCAAGACUGUCUUCUCCCUCCGCCGUCCCUCCGAGUGCUGUUGACUCCUCCCAUCCACGAGAAGCCAAGCUCCCUGAAUAUGAAGAGCCUGCUGUCCAAGGUGUACCCCCCAGCUGGGUUGGAGCUGGGCACCCUGUGGCCAGCAGGGGAGGCUGGCAGCCUAGCCCUAAGCACCCAGGUGCUCAAGGAGAUGGCCCUGGGCACCAAAAGCAUUGCCCUCAUUGCAGCCAGCCGACGCUCCAAAGCACAGGAUUGGGAGGGCAACAGCUCCUCCCGCCACUUCCUAGAGGAGGCAACCCUGGAUUCCAGAGACCUGAAGCCCAACACCACCCCUGACCCCACCCUGGCAGAUAGGAGCUGGCCCCAUGCCAGCCCACGCAGGGACCAUUCCAUGGACAGGAAGUCCAGGAGGAAACGCUCACCCUCGCUUACCUGGAGCGUGCAUUCGGAGAAACUUCAGCCCCACUCUGUGGAGCACCUAGUGGACAGCCAGCUGCCCCCAGCACACCUUCAGCAGUCAAAGUCGCCAGGAAAGAGCUUUCUCCCUGCUGUCCCCGUGGCCUCCAAGAUAAAACCCAGCCUCAGUUUCCACACAGAUGAGAACACACUUCAUGUACCUGAAGUCAGUUUCACCUUCCCCAGCGCCAUGUGGCAGAGCAGCACAGGCCCAAGCAGGCCACCCCUCCUGCCCAGGGACAUCCGAGGGUCUACAGAGAGUGGAGGGCCACACCACAGCCCGCUGCCCCCCAGCAACCCCCGGAAGCUCCGGGAUGGCAGUGCCAAGAGGCCAAGAAGACCCAAAUAGAUGGUGGAGCCAGAGCCUCACACAGGGAGGCCAGAGGAGCUUGGCCUUAACCUAAAAUUGGAUUGGAGAAAAGAGGGCCCUCGCUGAACACUUUGGGGAUAGCCCUUACUCUAGAUUCAGGGGCCAUCUCACCUUCCAAACGAGGGCUGCCUGUGGAGUACCAGGACCCUGACUGUGGACCCUUCCCAGAGGUCCCUGGCCUUUCUUGGGUGGCCACAGUUGCAGAUGCUGUUCCUGGGACCACGCCACAUCCUGUUAUUGUCUCUGGGAGUACCUGUGUCUCGGAGCACUCUGGUCACUGCACACCACUCAGCCAGGAUGAAGAGGAUGCCCAAGCAGCCACUGGUAGGUCAUGGGGAAGAAUCUGUCCCCAUCCCCACAAACUUCAGCCAACCUGCAGAGUGGACCUGGUCUCUCCCAGGUGUGCAGGCUAUCAGAAGCACAAUAACUUAGAGGAAAGCUGUACCCCAAACCCCCAUAAAUGGGAACCUAUAUUAAGGUGAAGGCCUAAGGGGUUUAUGAGUUUUAGUAAUUUUUUCAUCAGAAAAGCACACAGAAAGCUUGAGCGCCAUCCUAUGGAUACAUGGUCGCGGCAUCCUCUGAUCAUAUUUGGCACUUGCUUUUUCAAAUCCACACCUUCACCCCUCGCACUCUGGGACUCCUGUGUGGAGGCUGUGGGGGUCAGAGCCACCUCCCUGUUGAUGGGAGCCACUUCUUGUUGGCCAGCUUCCUUAAGCCAGGAGGUGAGCAGGACCAAGAUGGGAGCAGAGAUGAGCUCUGUGGACUUUGGCAUCAGCAUCUUAGGGAAGGGAGGUACGGGUGGCAUUCUGGCCUCUUGGCCCGAGUAGGAUGCCCAUAAUUGCUGUGUAGACUCCAUAGCUGGUGGUGCAGGCUGGCCUCCCCGUCAUGACACCCUCUGUCAAUGAAGACAGGCUUGGGACUUGCCCAAAGCCAGGCUGCCCUUCUGGAACUUCUCUGCAACCUCUGGGGCACAUCAAUACCCACCCCUUCACUCAGAGGGAGGCACUACGCCUGGAGUAUAGGAUUUCAAUUUUUCUACCUGGUCCCAGACCUCUGAGCUGAAGCUGGCCUGGGUCUCAUGGCCCUUUGGCCUGGUGGCCCUGCUACUGACACUAAGUACCUCCUGAGAUGUGGUAUGAAAUGACUUCAAGAAAGUCAUGGACAAAUAUUUUUAUCUUAAGGAUAUUUAUCAUAAUGUGUAUUAGAAAAAAUAUGUAACUGGCCCAUAAGACAUUUGAGUCCAUUAAUCAUGUCUAAACUUAAAGAGUGAGUUGCUUCAAAGGAAAAAAAGGAUCCACCCUCUAACUGACCAGGUGGUACUGGGGCAAAGCGGCGAUCAUGAGUGUGAUUUGCAGUGUCUGAGGAGCAGGACACACAGCCUCCCCUGGGUCUCAGAGGCUGAGUUUAGCUGCCAAACAGAAAACCCUCAACAGUGACUUAGACAAGGUGGGGCUUAUUUGCAGGGAAAAGCAGGGAGGUGGCAUCAUGUCAAGCUGUUCUGUGAGGUCAUUGGAACCACGGAGGAGGAAGCCCAGGGCUCAGGGUCACUUGUAGAGCUAUAGCCAGCACAUCCACAUUCCAGGCCAAGGAAAGGCCACCUGCCAACCUCUGCCUCUGCCUUGCUGGCCAACACAGUGCACUCAUGGCCCUCCCUUCUUCAAGGCCUUCUGGGAAUUGUAGCUGGGUUCAUUGCCUUAAUAUAACCAGGUUUCCAUGAUUAGGAAGGAAAAAUGGACACUGGGUUGUCACCCAGCAGUCUAUAACACCCUCCCCAGGGUGCAGAUAGCAAAGUUGAGGCCCAAAGAGGGAUCUAGUAUUCCAAAGUGAUUGUUGGCUCAUGCUACUAAAAAUGGAGGACGCCCUUGGCUUAGCUUUGGGGGCCCCUCCCACACUGCCUCCUUGCCCUUCCAUUCUCAGCCCAGCCUCUGGCCUGGCCCCUAGCAGAGCCUGGGGGUGACUGCAGGACCUUCCACGGCCCCUGGGCACCUGCCACCAGCACUCAGGCACCCUCAGCUGCUUGUCCCUCAGGUGGGGUCCCUUCCCACCCCUGCCGGUGCUCCUCCUUCCACGGCCCAGUUGGCCUGCAGGCUCUGUUCUGCCACAGAUGACCCUCCCUGCCUGGGCUUCUGCAGGGGCCUGACCUUGCCUGAUGGGGUUGCAGUCAUGUCUCCUGGGAGGGUUCCAGGGUGGUUGAAGGGAUGCGCGGGUACAUAGUGCGAGAACAGGGUUGGCUACGGCACAGGCAUUCGCUGUGCCUCAGCUGUGGCAACUGUCAUUGCACAUUUGUUGCCUCGUCACCCAUCUGUCCCCGGAGUAGUCAAUCUUGUGCUUUCUCAAAGCUCAGACCUUGACUGGGGGAUGGGACAGCCCCCUCUCAGGCAGGUACACAGUGGCCACUCAGGAGAUGGCCAUGACAAGUGAACUGCGAGAAACUGGCACACUUCGGGCUGUGUGCCCAGGGAGAGGAUGGUCUGAGGCUCCUGGUGACUGCACAGGGUGUGGAGUGGCAGGCCCAAGACAGCUCUUAUUUAAAAGCAGUAAUUGUACCAUUUGGCUCAUAAAGCACUUUCUCAUCCAUCAGCUAACCCAAGUCUCAUUUAGCAGCCCCCCCCCCAGGCCUGUGGGGAAAGAGGAGCAAAUUUUCUUUUACAAGUGAGAAGCUAAGGCUCAGAUGGGUUUGAGACUUGCUCAAGGCAAAGGAAGCAGGAUCCAGUGGGGAUGAGCCAUGCCUCUGCCCCUCUGAGAGCAGAACCCCGUGCUCCCCAGUCCCUGUCUCCUUCCCUCUCUCCUAAGGCCACCAAGCAAUGCAGCAUGAGAGCUGCUGUGCAAGCCCUCCCCCCCACCCCCGCAGACUGUGGCAGGAGACACCCCAGAUGUCACCCAGACAUGACCCCAGCGUGUCUCAGGGCAGGGCGAACUAGUCGGCACUGGGCCAGCAGGCAAUGUCUGUGCUUUUCUGAUUCUAGGAAAACUGUGAAAACACAGUGAAGUUCACAUGUGCUCAUCACGUGUGUCCCCACCAGGAUGGAGAUGGAGAGCAUGUGCCCUCAGGAGCUCUGCUCUGACUCUGUCUCCGCAGGGCAGUGCCGGUUCUUCCCCUCCCCAUCACAUGGAAAGGCCCCCCUUCUCUGCUCCUGUAAGAGCCUUCACAUCCUGAGGGUUCAUGGCUGUUCUCUUUUGUAGCUAUGUGACACUGCUGGUUAAAUGUCAUGAUCUGCUUCUCUGGUCUCUUGCUGAUGCCCUUUGGGUUGUUUCCAGAAAGGCCGAAGCCAUGGAGCAGCUGUGAGGCCCAUAGUUGGGCGCACGAGAACCCUCUCCACACUGUGUAUUGGGUUGGAGCUCCAGGAGUGGAGUUGCUGGGUGACCAGAUGAUCACUGGUCUGCUCUUAGGACUACAUGCUGUGGGAUGGCUGCCUUGCAGCCCUGGGUGGGACACUGCUCUGGCCUUCCCCAGUCAGGACCUCGGUGUCUGCUCUUAGUGGGCAGUGGCCCCAUGUGAUCUUCACCCUGCUAGGGCCUGGCAGGCUGUGGAAAACACCUAAUAUCCAGGACCCAAGUGGGGCCUUUAUGAAUUCUCCCUGGAACUCUCUUUAGGGCAUUUUCCCAUGACCUCUUGACCCCUGAGACUCUGGCCCUUGCCCUUUCUUUGUGUCCCUUGGCCAUGGCAGAGGGAUGAGAAACUGCCACAGAUCUGAUUACUCACUGGGCUGAGACCAUAGGCUCUUUCUCACUUCCAGCCGGAUUCAGGAACUCCGUUCUGCAAAUGUGGCAGCUAACAUUGACCUAAGGAUGUCUAUUACGUCCACAGCAUGGAGGGAGUCAGUGAGGUGGUGUGUGCCCCAGUGAAGCAGUGUGAUAUGGAGGCUUCAGAGUCAAAUAGCUUCAGGUGUGAUAUGAACUUCAGAAUCAAAUAACCUAAGACACAUACCAGCUCAUAUCUCCUUCCUGGGCCUCCAUCUGCAAGAUGGAGCCUGUUAUCCCCAGUAGAAAAAGUAUAAGAGAGAUUCUUCUUAGAGUACUCAUCAUGCAAUGAGGCAUGAAUCCAGGAUUUCCAAUUGGCAACCUCAAUUUCCCUCUGUGCAAAAGAAGUAGCAGGCCUUCCACUCUAUGGAGUAAUUUUUUUUCCUAAUUUGUUUUCCUUCCUUUCUUUGUGCUGCUGGGGAUGGAACCCAGAGCCUCACACAUGCUAAGCAAGCACUUUAGCACCUAACACAACCAGCCCUGAUGAGCAAUUUUUAAGCAUACAAAUAUAAUUUUUAAAAAACAAGAACAUGAGCCAGGGUGGGUGGUAGAUGUCUGUAAUCCCAGCCAUUGGGAGGCUAAGGCAGGAGGGUCACAUGUUUGAGACCAGCGUGGACAACUUAGCAAGACCCUCAAAAUAAAAAUUAAAAAAGGCUGGGGGUGUAGCUCAGUAGUCGAGCGCCCUGGGUUCAAUCUCUGGUACUGAAAACAAAUAAACUAUAAGACCUCCUGCAAAGACAGCUGGAGGCUCCUGUACCAUGACAGGUCUGGGGAGGGCAGCCAAAGCUGUGAGAGGGCCAGAGCUUCUGCUUGCCCCCCAAGAACUCACACACAGCAGUGGGUACAUCCUGCCCCACAGCAGAGAUCCGCACCAGCCAUUUCCAGGAACCGGGGAACUCCACUGAACAGGAUUCCUCAUGCAACUGAGAUGGAUAGACACCUCCCAGGGACGGAUAGACCUGGGAAGAAAUCCCAUCUUCUACCCCAGUGUCCUUUCCCACCAGUCUCAAGAGUAGGAAAAUAGGAAGAUGUCCUUUGUGUGGUCAUUGGGGUCCUGGGGCUGCCCUCACAAAUGACUGCAGUCUGGGUGGCCUAGAAGAGAGAUUGAUUCUCUCACAUUCUGAGGUCCAGGUGUUGGCCAGGCAGGCUCCCUCCGAAGGUGGCAGAGAGGGUCUGCUCAGGUCCUCUCCAGCCUCUGGUGGCUCUUUGGCUGGUGGCAGCAUCUUCCCGUGAGCUUGUCUGACUCAUCACAUGGCUGUUUAUUUAUUUACUUAUUUAUUGUCAUCAUUUAGUGCUGGGAAUUAAACCCAGGACCUUGCACAUGCUAGGCAAGCACUCCACUCAGCUGUGCCCUCAGCCCACAUGGACAUCAGUCAUAUUAGAGCAGGGUCCACCCUCCUCUGGUAUGACAUCAUCUUUACACCUAUAGCAAUCCUGUCUCCAAACAUGCUCCCGUUCUAAAGUAUGGGUGGUUAUGGCUUUAGUACUAAAUUUAGGGUUGGGAAUGGGAUAAACAACUCAGCCUAUAUCAACUGGGGAGGCAGAAAAGCCGGUAACCCCCCCCCCCAGAGGCCACGUCAUAAAUACGUUUGCUCAUAGCAUACAGUGUGAGGCAGGGUUUCUGCAGAGGGAAUGCUGAAUCAGUUGCAGGAAUGUAUUGUUUUUCAUUUUUAUAAGUGUAUACAAAGAGAUUUGUCAUAUUUAAAUUCUCAUUAAAAUGUCUAAUAAAGUC
Messenger RNA from Ictidomys tridecemlineatus (thirteen-lined ground squirrel), 8506 nucleotides. RefSeq names its product kinesin-like protein KIF19. Gene Ontology annotation, molecular function: microtubule binding; ATP binding; microtubule motor activity. Lineage: Eukaryota; Metazoa; Chordata; Mammalia; Rodentia; Sciuridae. Gene Ontology annotation, biological process: microtubule-based movement. The record is from RefSeq and is a predicted model, not a curated record.